AUGACGACAACAGAUCAAGUUGAUGCCAUCUUGGAAGCAUUCAAUCUUAUUGGCAUCUCAGUGUCAGAGUUCCUUGUUGUAUUGCUAACUAAUCCCAAUUACAUCACCCACGAGAAUACAAUCAAUCUAAGAUCAUGCAGUCCGCACAUUACCAAGCUCCUUGCGGAACACCCAGAAGCUUCUGCAGGAGAUGUGCUGAAGUGGGCCAGUGAUAUCAUCAAACACAGAUGUGCACUGGAGAUUCAAGAACUAUCAGCGAAGAAACCUGGCUACCAUUUUUUGGCCUUGCAUGCAUCUGUAGAACAACUUGAAGAGUUCGAUAUUGAAGUGUUAGGUGGUGGGAUGUAA
Molecule: messenger RNA, 348 nt
Organism: Suillus fuscotomentosus
Lineage: Eukaryota; Fungi; Basidiomycota; Agaricomycetes; Boletales; Suillaceae
Exons: 1
Coding region: 1-348 (115 amino acids)
Source: RefSeq, a predicted model, not a curated record